CGGAAGCAGGCGGCGGCGGCGGCCGCGAUGGCUUUGCCCGGUGCCCCUGCCCCGGCCUCGGCUCCGGCUGCGGUCCCGGCGCCGCUGCCGCCGCCCACGGUGCUGAUGACGGUUCGGGCAGGGCUGGCUCAGGCCUCUAGCCUCCUGGCGCUGCCUGCCGCCGCCGCGCUCCGCCUGCAGCUCAGUGUUGAACCGGAGGCCGGCGGUCAGCGCCGCUUCCGACUCGGCUUGCGGCACCCGGAGGCGGCCGGCGGCGCGCUGAUCGCCGAGUACGACCUGCGGGACGUCUCGUACCGGGUGCAGGGCCCCGGCAGCCACGAGCUCUCUGUCCCUGGCUCCUCGGACACCCCCCUGGGCUUCACCUUCCCGGAGGAGCGGGAGGCCCAGCGCUGGUGGACCAUUGUCAGCAGCUCGCUGCGGGAGGUGCAGAAAGCCUCUGACUCCGCGCUGCCAGCCCCAGCCCCAUCACUGCCUGCUGCUGCCGGGGGCAUCUCAAGGGAUCAGGAUCCAGAAGCAGCUCUGACCUUGCAGCUUUCCCAGACAGAGGACCUGGCCUUGCAGCUGGCCCAGGCCAUCGAGCUGGGUGCUGAGGAGCAGGCCUCACGCUGCGCGGUGGCCCUGGCUCGCCAGCAGGCCACCCUCAGCAUCCUCCUGAAGGAGUCCAACUACCCCCCAGAGGAGAUCAGCAUGAAGGUCGGAGUGGAGGAUGCCACCUCCUCAGCCAGCAUCAUCAUCAUGGUCCAUCCCCACACCACCAUCGCAACACUCAAGCAGCAGGUGUUCCAGGACUACGGCUUCCACCCCCUGGUGCAGCGCUGGAUCAUCGGGCAGUGCCUAUGCGUGGACGAGCGCACCGUGGGCUCCUACGGAGUGCGGCGGGACGGUGACACCGCCUUCCUCUACCUGCUGUCGGCGGAGGUGGCUGACCUCAGCCGCUGGCGCUACCAGGAGGACCUGGCCCAGCUCGGCGCUGCCUCCCUGCCGCCCGAGGCGGCCGCGGCGGGGCGCAGAUACAGCACCCUGCCCAACGCCGCCACACGGAAAGGCUCAGGGAACGAGACCAGCCGCAGGAUGGACAUCCUGGAGAUCAGCCAGCACCUGGACACGCUGCAGCUUGGAGACACUGGCACUGCCCAGUCACAGCCCCCUGCCCCCCGCCAGCCCUCGCCUGUGCAGGCAGGUUGGUCGUGUCCAAAGUGCACCUUCAUCAACAAGCCCACACGGCCGGGCUGCGAGAUGUGCAGCAGCGCCCGGCCCGACGACUACGUGGUGCCCGGCGGCUACACGCCCGACGAGACAGAGCUCUGGAGGAUGCAGCAGGAGCAGGAGGGCAUCCGGCAGUACCAGCAGGCACUGGAGGCCGAGCGGUUGAAGAACUUUCAGCAGCUGCUGCAGCUGGAGGAGGAGGUGUUGGUGACCAACCGCGAGGUGCUGGACUGUCUCAUCUGCUUCCAGAAGGUGCCCCCGGGCCAGGGGGUGCUGCUGAGGGAGUGUCUGCACAGCUUCUGCAGGGAGUGCCUGCGCCAGGUGAUCAACUACAGCGAGGAGCCGGCGGUGGCCUGUCCCUUCCGGGACGACUCCUACGCCUGCAGCAGCCACCUCCAGGAGCGGGAGAUCCGGGCGCUGGUGUCCCCAGCCGAGUACCGGCGGUUCCUGGAGCGGGGCCUGGCGCUGGCCGAGCGCCGCAGCCCCAACAGCUUCCACUGCCGGAGCCCCGACUGCCGCGGCUGGUGCAUCUACGAGGACUCCGUCAACGAGUUCCGCUGCCCCAUCUGCCGGGCCCUCAACUGCCUGCUCUGCAAGGCCAUCCACGAGGGCAGGAACUGCCGCCAGUACCAGGACGAGCUGCAGGCGCGGGCGCACCACGACGCUGCCGCCCGCCAGACCAGCGACAUGCUGCAGACGCUGGUGCAGCUGGGGGAGGCCAUGCACUGCCCCACCUGCCUCAUCAUCGUGCAGAAGAAGGACGGCUGCGACUGGAUCCGCUGCACCGUCUGCCAGACCGAGAUCUGCUGGGUCACCAAGGGGCCGCGCUGGGGACCGGGCGGUCCCGGAGACACCAGUGGUGGGUGUCGCUGCAACGUCAACGGGCAGAGGUGCCACCCCCAGUGCCAAAACUGCCACUGAGGCCCCCACGGAGACAAGAGACACUCUGGGGGCUACCCAGCAGAGCCAUCCAAGGCUGGGAGCUGCUCUCCUGCCACAGAAGGAAGGGCCCAACCUCGGGCACAAGUGGUGCCACAGCCCAAGGACGCUGCUGGUCGCAGGCAGGGAAAGAAGGGAGGCAAGGUGAUGAGGAGGGACACGGGGCAGCCAGGUGCCACCCAGGUGCCAGAGGGCCCUGCACCAGUGCCACACAGGGACAGGUUGGGGGGCUCCAUGGAGCCUAUGCCAGGAGUGGAGCCCCCGUGGCAGGAAGUGAUGCUAGCACAGCGGUGUGGGGGGACCCAAUAAAGCCGUCUGUGUGCCAAA
Messenger RNA from Pogoniulus pusillus (Red-fronted tinkerbird), 2472 nucleotides. RefSeq names its product SHANK associated RH domain interactor (gene SHARPIN). The record is from RefSeq and is a predicted model, not a curated record. Bases 28 to 2127 code for a protein of 699 amino acids. Lineage: Eukaryota; Metazoa; Chordata; Aves; Piciformes; Lybiidae. Gene Ontology annotation, biological process: positive regulation of canonical NF-kappaB signal transduction; protein linear polyubiquitination; proteasome-mediated ubiquitin-dependent protein catabolic process. Gene Ontology annotation, molecular function: ubiquitin-protein transferase activity; ubiquitin binding. Gene Ontology annotation, cellular component: ubiquitin ligase complex. The transcript has 14 exons.